AUGGGCGGUCUACCCCCUCUCUCCAGGAAGUGGAGAGGUCCUGCCAGGAUUAUGAGAUGUGUAGGUCCAGUUGCCUUUGAGAGUGAAGACCUCGAAACGGAAGUCCAGUUAAAAGCCCACCUGAAUCUCCUGAAGGCUUAUCAUCCACCGACAGAACUCUCAUAUGGCAAGAGUGAAAGUGAUGAAGAAGAGGAUGAUGGUAUAGAUGAUCCGAAUCCAUCAAACCCAGAUGACACUUGGGUUGCUGUGCUGACCUUUCUGGUGAUGGAGCCAGAGUUUAAUGCCAGUAGGCAUGAUUGCCGAGACAAGAAAUCUGCACCCAGAUGA
Penaeus monodon (black tiger shrimp) is the source of this 327-nucleotide messenger RNA. RefSeq lists its product as uncharacterized. NCBI's taxonomy places the organism in Eukaryota, Metazoa, Arthropoda, Malacostraca, Decapoda, Penaeidae. The coding region runs from base 1 to 327 and encodes 108 amino acids. The record is from RefSeq and is a predicted model, not a curated record. The transcript has a single exon.